AUGGAUAUAUUUGAUUCUUGUAUCGAUUCCCCACAAACCGAACCUCCAAAACCUGAAAUUCGGAGCAAUGAUAACCUAAAUGAUGAAGAUAUUUUUGGUUCCUCUAUAAACUUGGAAGAAUCUCACAUCGAAGAAGGCUACAAAGAUGGGUAUAGGGAUGAUCUUACCUUGGGCAAGCAAGAAGGCUAUGAAGUGGGUCUUAAACAUGGGUUUGAGGCUGGUGAAGAGCUCGGGUUUUACCGUGGUCUUGUUGAUGUUUGGACCUCUGUGAUUCGGGUUGAACCCAACUUCUUCUCUUCUCGGGUAAAGAAGAGUAUCCAUCAAAUUCAGGAGUUGCUUGAGAAGUACCCAUUUAUGGAUCAUGAAGAUGAGAGCAAAGAUGACAUUUUAAAAGAGCUUAGGUUGAAGUUUAGGGCCACUUGUGCUUCUUUAGGGGUUAAAUUGGAAUACGAGGGAUACCCUAAAAAGUCCGAUUCUCAUGAUUAUUGA
This is a messenger RNA of Chenopodium quinoa (quinoa), 489 nucleotides long. Its product is annotated as oral cancer-overexpressed protein 1 homolog. The record is from RefSeq and is a predicted model, not a curated record. NCBI's taxonomy places the organism in Eukaryota, Viridiplantae, Streptophyta, Magnoliopsida, Caryophyllales, Amaranthaceae. The transcript has a single exon. The coding region runs from base 1 to 489 and encodes 162 amino acids.